AUGGCAGCGGAAUGUGUUCCGGAGGGGCCCCCCGACCUUAAGGAGAUGGGUGAGGAAGAUGUGUGGGAGCUGAUCAACGACAACCGUCAUCGUAUCUCCCUGGGUGUGAAACCAUGUAUGUUGAUCCCCUACCUGCGCCAGGCCAGGGUCCUCACAGAGAUGGAUGAAGAUGAGAUCCUCUCCUGCCUCAAGCUCAACAACAGCUCCAUGAGGACCAGUCACAUGCUGGACCUGCUGCGUAUCCAGGGGAGGAACGGUGCAAUGGCCCUGCUGGAGAGCCUGAUGAUCCACUACCCCACCAUCUACACCCAGGUCACAGGCCGCAAGCCCAGCACCGAGCCCUCUGGCUUCAGUGGCCUGAUUAAGUACUCGGACUUGACGGAGUACCUGGUCAAAGCCUUGACAGGGAUGCAGAAGGAGCUGAAGGAGGCUCGGCAGGAGGCCAGUCAGCUGGGGUCACGUUGCACCUCCCUGGAGGCGCAGCUAGGUCAGACUCUGGAGCGGCAGGAGGAGUCUCGCCGUCUUAAGGCCGACCACGGCCGCAUGAGGAAGCACUUGGCUGCCGCGCACCACGACAUCUUGAAGCUGAAGGACGAGAAGUGUGGCCUGUACGCGCGGUACACGGCCGCCAUCGAGGAGAGGUCGGCCGCCAACAUCCACUGUAGCGACCUCAACCUGCAGGUAUAUCAGCUUCAGUUUGAGCUGCGCAAAGCCCAGACAGAGACGGACAUUGAGAGGCAGCGCUUGCCCAAGUCCCCCAACCCCAGCGAGACGCAACAACUGCAGGACGAGAUUAGCGCUCUGCGCAGGCAGCUACUGGUGGCCGAGAAAUUCACCCCGGCGCGUGAUGGUAUCCUGGCCCAAGACCUGGUUGAGGCGAGGGAUGGCCAUAUGGAGCUUGCUGAGCAGCUCAGGUGCUACAGAGAGGAGAAUGAGCAGCUGACCCGCGAGAGGCGGGAGAUGGUGGAACAUAAGGAGUGUCUGGCGCUGCAGGUUCAGAAGCUGUCUCUGGACUGUGAGAUGUACCAGCAGAAGGGUACUGUCAAACAGAGCCAACUGAGGGAGCUACAGGCAGAGAGAGACCAUGCGUGCCUGUCCAGGGGCAAGGCCCAGGCCCAGAUAGCCAGGAGCCUGGCUGAGAAGGACACGCUGCGCAGCGCACACACUGAAUGGAAGUUUAGCUGGGAGAGCCAGGGCUCCAGCAGUGACAGCCUCCCCUCCAGCCCCUCACCUCGUCCCCGCCUCCGCCGCAUGCAUGCAAUUUGCCCCGAUUCCAUGAAGAGUAACGAUAUCACUCCAAGUAGUGUCCCGUCCCAAAACGUGGAGCCUCCAUGCCCAGACUCACUGCGGAGACAAGAAAAGACCCUAUGGUACAAUCGAGACAGCUCGGAGACGGCUGAAUGUGACGUCUUACUUGACAAUGACUUUGUGUUCAUCCCCAGUGCUUUCCGUAGUCUGUCCAGGAUAGAUUCAUGUGACAAUGAAAUACUCUCAUCUCCUCUCCAUCUCAACCCAUGUCUCUUCAGGGCAUCAGCACCCCCGUUCCUGCUGCGCUCCCGGCCCCGGGCCAUGCGCAUCACGGGCCGAGUCCUGACCAUCUCCUUCCAGGGGGAGGCGCUGCUGAGCCAGCUGCAGGUGGUGGGGGGUAACAAGACGGGCGUGUUCGUCCACCAGGUCACUGAGGGCUCCGCCGCCAACACAGUGGGCAUUAGUUCGGGGGCACAAAUACUGGAGGUGAAGUAUGAGCAGGCUCAGCAGGCUCUAAGGAUGGUUCUGGAGGACUCCACCCUGGAAGAAGCCAUGUGGGCUCUGGGGCAGGUCCAAGGCUUCUGCCACCUCUCCCUGAGGCCCAACCAAGAUGCCUAUGAGAAGCUCCUGCUGCAGAGUGGCGAGGCCAUGUCAGGUGACUCCUUCUACGUGCGCGUCAACAUGUCGUUACCCGGGGGCUCGCAGGACACUCUGAACGUUUCCUGUAACGACAUCCUCCACGUCACAUGCACCCUCCCAGCGGGCGCUGACCGCUCCUGGAGGGCCAGCCACGUCCACCCUUGCCAACUGCUGGACCUCAAGACGGGCAACUUGCCCAACUACUACAGAGCCCAACGCCUGCUGAUCAGAGCUAUCGAGGACAUGAGCAUUCAACCCAUGGCACUUAGAAAGGCCCGGGACAAGCAGAAGACUGUGAGGAUCGUCAGUACGGGGAGACAGGGGAGGAAUCCUCUGUGGGUCUGUGUAGAAGACAGCAAGGACAAGAGCACUGGGCCAGGGGAUGCCUCUGCGCCCAGAGGCUGUUUGUCCCUCAUGCCCUACACCCUGGUCACGGCCCACUACCCACCCGUCUGUCGUCCGGUCCUCCUGCUACCCACAAUCCUCGGCCGUGUCCUGAAUCAGAAGCUGGCCAAGUGGCAGGGCUUUCAGUUGUGUGAGCCAGAGUUAUUGAGUUCCAGCGAGCACGCUGCCAGGCUGCAGAGGUCUGAGGUGCUGGAGGAGUGUGAACAGGGGGGUCAGCGGUGUUACACCCUGCAGAGUGUUGAGAGGGUCAUGAAGCAGGGUACCCACUGUGUGCUGCCUCUAGGUCUGGACUGUGUACGCCGCCUCCACAGGGCAGAGAUCUUCCCCAUCAUCAUCUUCAUCGCCCAGUCCAAGUCCAGAGCAGCACGCAAACUCAGGUCUAAGGUGCAGAGUCAGGGCUGGUCCGAGGAGCAGCUGCUGGAGUGUUCUCGCAGCGAGGAGUCCCUGCUGGACAAGCUGCCCUGCCUCUACCGCAUCGUCAGCCCUGACUCGUGGGACGACAAAACCACCCUGCUCACCACCUUGCACUCCAUCAUCUUGGAGGAGCAGAAGAAGAUUGUGUGGGUGGAGCCUGAUUUGUGGUGAUUUUAAGGCAUCAGAAGCAUCAAUGUGAAGUUUGUUGAUGAGGUACUCGUGGCCAAAUUGGAUGUCUUUGAAUUCCAUAUUUGUAAAAUAAGUUAUUUGGAAUAUUUGUAAAUGGAUAAAACGGAGAAGAGUUCCAAUAGGCAUUACAUACCUGAGCAUUAUGGGACAAGGGAAAUGGAUUGUGUAUGAAUGUGUAACUAUGAUAGCAACCUAUACAUAUGAAUUCUGUAAUCAAGGUAGUAGUAUGAGUAUGAAGGUAGCAUGAUGAGAUGUACCAGCACUUUGGUUUAACUUCAUUAAGUUCUUGUUUUAUCCAACCUAUAUUUACUUGUAUUGUUUUUGGGAAUAGUUUUUCAAUUAUCUUUAUCAUAAAGAUAUGAUAGUGUUAUAUACUGUGUAUUGUAUUAUAUACAGGAUUUCAACAAACCUGUGAAACCAUAGUCGUACCCAAGUCACACCUGAAAUGUAAUGUAGGAAUUCUAGUCAGACUAUGUUGACUAACUGUCAGACAGUUUUAAAGUUUCCAUACAAUGAGGGAUUUAAUGACAUAUUCUGAAGUGUGCAACUUCUGAAGUAGGGUUAAAGUGUAAUGAUAUUAGGCAUUAUAUGGAUUUAGGUUGGAACUUGUUUUUAAAGCAGUGGUAUUCAAAGUCUGGGUUCAGGACCCCUAUUGGGGUCGCGGGGGAACUGCAGUGGGGUCGCCAAAAUAAAAUGUAUAAUAAAAUAUAAAAAUGAAGAGUACAGAUUAUUUUAUUCGACAAUAUACAAAGGUUUUUGAGAAAGAUCAUUUGAAAAAUGUAAUUGAGUAAAUGUAUUUAUUGAUUUAUUUUCAUUUUGAUAAAGAGAUUUAAUAAAUUGACGGUUAUUUGAUUUACAGAUUUGAAGGACAAAUGGGGUCCUCAGAAAUGUUUUGAAUACCACUUUUUUUAAAGGGUGACAAAAAAGUAACUGAUAUUACAUGAUAUGAUAACUUGUAUUUUACGAUAUAUAAGAUGACUGUACACAGAGCUCAGGUAUCAUUGACCCUUAGUCACUCACUCUAGGAAUGAGAACCAAGCUCAACUUCCUGUGCAACGCUUAGGCCUACUUGAUUUAUGUCCAACCCCUCCCUCUCUCUUCCACCUACAUCCUCUCUUUAUGAUCUUUCCCUGCCCUCCUAAAUAACCACCAGGUGCAGUAUUAGGCACUGUCCCUGAGCCAGCUGUCUAAAACCUGCUUAUUGUGUUAUGAGAUGUAUAUACAUGUGUUAUGUCAGCUGUGCCAUCAUUUCUGGUACGAAUGUCUAUGAUAAUUGUCAUCGUAGAUGUAGGCUAUGGAAUGAAUUAACAGAUGCUGGUGGAUUAUAUAUGAUAUGGCAAUACUUUUUUAUUUUGUGUAAUUAAAUGUUUUUAAGAUGUGUUUGUCUUGUCAUCCGAUUGUUGCAAAAUGUGUUUACAGGUGCAUGACAAUCUUUUGGACACUGAAAGGAAAUACUACUAUAAAAUAUGUAAUUAUUUUGUAACUAAAUACAUUUGAUCAUAUUCCUUUCGUAUUUGCACAUUUAUGUCAAAGCAAAGUCCUUAAGACGAAUAUAUGGUUUGGUUUCUUCCAAAUGCCAUUAAUUUUGUUAACACUUGCAAUUAAUUAGCAUUUAAGCUUGAAGUGUAUGCAGGUACAUUUUAACGGUUGAUGCUCCAAUGUAACCAGCAGAG
This is a messenger RNA of Salvelinus namaycush (lake trout), 4568 nucleotides long. Its product is annotated as caspase recruitment domain-containing protein 14-like. Gene Ontology annotation, biological process: regulation of apoptotic process. The coding region runs from base 1 to 2877 and encodes 958 amino acids. Gene Ontology annotation, molecular function: protein binding. The transcript is spliced from 19 exons. The record is from RefSeq and is a predicted model, not a curated record. Lineage: Eukaryota; Metazoa; Chordata; Actinopteri; Salmoniformes; Salmonidae.